AUGCAAAGAAUUAGGCAAGAGAGGCAUGGAGGAAGCUACACUCCAGGGCCUGACGACUUCGAAGAUGAGUCAGAAAUUCGACGGUCUUCAGCUGUAAACCACAGACCUGGAACUUUAAACCCUAGUCAUCAUGGAAGCUAUAUUUUCGGAACUGGGGCCGGGGGUAGUACUCCUCACCAUCAAAAUGCAUUCCCACCGACUCCACAUUACUACGGUCAGAAUUAUGGAUACCAGAGUAACCAGCAGGAACAAAGAGGCGCGCCAAUACCUCUCCAAGUGCCCCAGCAGCACUACUAUCCUUCAGGCUCAUCUGAGCCUAGCGCUCAUCAAUGGCUAGAACCACCACAACGGUCGCCAUCGCCAGGCCAGUCUGUACAUUCUUAUGAACUACGCCCGGUAUCACAAGGUGAAGGAGGAGAUCAGGAGCCGGUCCAGAAGUCAAGCUCAAGGUUCACAUCCCAAAGAAACCUUGUUGAAGAUGAUGCUGAAGUAAAUGAUAUCAAUGGUAAAACAUAUAAUGAACGACCACAGCGCCUCAUGGAGUCCACGAAUCAAUGGCACCAUUCAAUUUUCCGCUGGGGAACUUUCGAUUGGGUUCAAAACCCAGCUUAUAUCUACGAUGAUACAAUUCAGUACCGAUACCGAGACUUUGCCGCUCGAGUGUGUGAAAAGCCGCGCCAUGAACGUUAUCUCGACCAUGACGACGGGAGACUGCGCAAACUGACCGUAGCUUGCGCAGAUGAUAUCUACCAGGCACCAGGGACGUCAACUUGGCGUCGAACAUAUGUGCGUAAUGUUUCUGAGUUAAAAGUCCGCAUUGCCACUUGGAUUAUCGACUAUAAUGAAAACCCCGGGACUUGGAAGACAUAUGGUAUCCAAGUAGUCAGAGCAUUUUUAGCCUCAAUGUUGAUGGUAGUUUUUGUGUGGGAGACUGGGAGUAAUGGUAGCGUCAAAUUUUCUGGCCGGUUUGCUCCAUUCCCUUAUUAUUACUUCGGCACCGCUAAAGUAUGGAGAAACCAGAUUGAGAACAAUGGAAAUAAAGAAAUAGGAAAUACCAAUGAGUAUAGAGUACUCAAACCGCGCCAUCUAUGUUUCUUAAGGAAACCCGACUCUCCUAAACUCCAGGGCUAUGACGUCUUAUCUGUUGAAGAGUGGGAGAAGACAGAUGGCAAAAACAUGAACUUGACAUAUACUUUUGUUGCUUGGAGCACAAUCCAGUUCCCUACUAGCUCCCGGCGAGAUAUGAAAGCUCUUCACCAAAUUGCAGAAAAGGCAGCAAGAUCGGCAGGUGUCGUUGCAUUUUGGGUCUCAGGGAGCUGUAUGCGUGUUGAGGAAGAAGAAGAGUCGGAUGUUUUUCGGAUUGCAGACGUCCUCCGUGGAGCUAGUGAUUUAAUCAUAGUCCUCGGGCAACCCCCAGAUGAGCCCCAGCGGCUUGGUGUCGACGAACUGUUGAAACAAUGGGGUGAGCGAAUGUGGACAUUCCCAGAGGUUCUUCUAUCGCCAGGGAAAGAAAUUCUCGUUUACAUCCGAGGCGAAAAUAGCCCCAUUGCGAUCAAUAAAAAUCAGUUCGCAGGAAGGGUUUGGGAGGAUGCACAUGAGUCUAGGCAGUUGGUGGAUAGCUAUAUCGGAACACUCGGACUCAGUAGACUGGAGAAAGCUGUCAUUGCGCUAGGGUGUUUAUAUCGGCGCAAAACAGUAGAGUACCUAAAAGGCGACCAAGCAUACGCCCUUAUGGGCCUUCUACGCUUGAGACCUCAGAUCGAUGUAACAGACACCCAGUUUCAAGCAUUCGCUCGACUAUCGAUGGCUAACGACUCCGACGCACUCCUUGAACGCUAUAUUUGCACCCUGCCUAAAUCGAUUGAUCAGCCGUGGUACAAUAUGGAAGAUACAUACGAGUCGUCAUUGUGGGAUAUAUAUCCAUACACCCAAGUGGCUGCGGUCUGCGACAACGAUACCGUCAUCCUCGACGGUGCCUUCGCCGCCAGCGUUGUUUGGGACUCUUUCUUUCCGAUAAACUACACCAAGAACUUUUCGUUCAUCCGUAAAGCUGCUUUAUACCUGAUGAACUACAACUUUUUCUUCUUGAUCAUUUCUUUACUCUUCUUUACUUUCUCAAUAUUGAGGCCUGCAUUGUUUAUUGGCGUUAUUCUUUUACUCACCUUCGUCGCAGUAUUGCUUCGAACUCCAAAGUUAGUGAAAUUAGCAUACGGUGGUAAAUUUUCUGGCCAACAGGCAGCAAUGUUUGGCGUUGAAGGCUAUAUUAGUGCAGCUACUGUCGAAAGGGCGCUUUUUGGCGGGGCGUUUGGACGAAUGUCAUGGUCCAUUAACACAUCCCCUCUAUCAAGGUCGAUUCUGAAUAGUCACGGCGAGCGAAUCGGGAUUGACCCAACGCGGGACCCACAGGUUCUCGAAAAGGUGAAAAGGGCGCGGUACGCAAAACCUGGGGAAAUGAGGAUCUUCACGUUAAUAGACACUUACAAUAUGGAAGUAACACUUUUCGAAGCAGUUAAUCCGCCAAUUAGUUUCUUUCUCUGUGCAUCCGAGGGUGGCAUGCAGAGAGCUGUUGGUUGUUCUUACGACUGGACUGCCCAGACGAUGUACCGCGAGACGGUUUUGCGGCUGCCAACCGCAACUCUCGAGUUUACGUACCGGGUACAUCGUGUAAAGAUUGGAAUGCGAAGGCCGCAAUGGCCAUGUCGGCAUAAGGAUGGUGAGACACAUAUGGCAUAA
This is a messenger RNA of Orbilia oligospora ATCC 24927, 2733 nucleotides long. RefSeq lists its product as uncharacterized. The transcript is spliced from 9 exons. Bases 1 to 2733 code for a protein of 910 amino acids. Lineage: Eukaryota; Fungi; Ascomycota; Orbiliomycetes; Orbiliales; Orbiliaceae. The record is from RefSeq and is a predicted model, not a curated record.